GGAAACAUGGCGGCCAAAGUUCGUCUUUCUGGAAGGAGGAACUUUAAUAGAUCCACGUAAAUCCAAAGUUCCGGUUAUUCAUGCACAAGAUUGUAACAAACUUUUAAUUAAUCAUUUUAUUUACGAUAUUUCUUGUAAACUGGGACUAAUAUUGCAGCGGCCAUCUCAGUUGGCCCAGCUAGGCUGUUUUCCGAGUUGCUGAACUUUUAACUGAUUGCUAGGAGGGGUUCAUGAGGGGGGCAAUCCUGCAAGUAAAAAAAGGAAAAGGAGUGUUUGAUAAUACAGCGAGACAGAAAAGUUUGAUUUGAAUGAUGGUAAUUGCAUUGUGGUGAAGUUGUGAAAUAGUCAACUAUAGCUCUCGAUGAAAUCAGAAUGAUUCGCAAGUGUGAUUUAUGUGAUUACACCACCAAAAAUGCUUUCUUUUUGAAGAGGCAUAAAGUCAGAUGCCGCAGAGAUCAUGGCAUAGUAAAUAGAGGAGGGGGUCGUCGUAAAGGUUCCAAGAAUGAUCCAGCUGAUGGUAGUGAUGCCAACUACCUAGAUAGCUCAAUAGAGGAGCCAAGUGAACAAUUGGAUGGAACUGAACCAGGGCCUAGCAUGCCAUUUGAAGAUACUGAUGACUCGUCAAAGAUGGAAGUAGAUGCUAUGUCUGAUAAAGCUAUCUCUGAAUCCAGCAGUUUAGUGGAAAGUGAAUCUCUUCACAGUACAGAAUUUAUAGCUACCACUGGUAAAGCCGAGCCAGCCAAAAAGCGAAUAUAUCAUUGCACAAAAUGUCAGUUUGUUUGCAGGAGUUCCCGUAAAUUCCUGUACCACCAAGUGGAGACACAUAAAGCCAAAAUGAAUAUAUUCACAUGUGAGUACUGUGAAUAUAGCUCUGGGUUCAGACACAAAGUUCUCAGACAUAUGAAGAAUGCACACAGUGUUGAUAUAACAACGCCUAGUAUGCAAAACUUUCCAGCAGAAUAUGUUGGUAAUCCCCCGGCAUGGCCUGCUAAGGCAAAGAAAUCCAUUCAGAUCAAGUCUAAAUCAAUUGGAGGAAGUAAGAAGGUUCUAAUGUCCAAACAUGGGGCUGGCAAAAGGAAAUUAAUGGUAAAGUUUAAUAGACCACAGACAAGUGCAGCUGUAGCGACAAACAUUGAAACAGAAGUUCAUGAUGACUCCAUUGCUCCGGCUUCAUCAGAAAGUAUAUCAAGUCCUCAAGUGACAGAUCGACUGUCAAGGGUAGUUGAAGAGAUUGUUCAUGGAGAUGGCAGUGUGACAUAUAAAUGCAAAGAAUGUACAUAUGUCAAUGAAGACAGGCAACAGGUAGCAAAACAUGCAGUCUCUUGGCACGUUGAUACAAAAUCCUUCACAUGUUCACACUGUGAUUAUAUUACAUUCGAGAGAACAGACUUUAUUUCUCAUCGGCUAACACACAGAAAUGAGCAUCAGUUCAAAUGUGAUGAAUGCACUUACUCCACUGAUUUCAGACCAAACUAUGAUCGACACAUGUCAAACCACAAGGGAUCGUUUCCAUAUAAGUGCACACUUUGUACGUUUGGCUGUGGGAGUUUAACGGUUAUAAGGAGACAUAUGUCGAACAAUCACACUCCAAUUCCUCCACCAGCACCAGCUGAAUCUCCACCAAGCAAGAAAUUGAAGCUACCAGUCCCGAAACCAGCUAUGUCUGUUAAUACAUCACCUAGUAAAAGUUCAGCAUCCUCUCCAGUGAAGGAUAUUACUUCUAAAUCCUUCUAUUCAUCAUCAAAAUUACAGAAGACUUCAGAAAAACAGCAGAAAGUUUCUACAGUUACUGAUCCACUAGAUCAGACAGGUGCUAAUUAUCUAUUUCAGAUGAGUAAAGCCUCAUUUCUGGAGUCAGAUAGCGUUUCCAUGGUACCAAGGCCGACAAUACCACCACCAAGCCUUGAUUAUACUGGUCUCUUAGGUAGAGAGCUAUCUCCUCAGAGAAAACUGCCACCAAAUAUUACCCAAUAUGUGGAGAAAGACAAUGGCAGACUGGUUUGUCCACUUUGUAAACUGAAGUACAAACGAUCAUCUGAUCUUAACCGUCACAUGAAGAGAAAACAUGGCGUGAAGCUUAGAGAGUAUCUUGAGAAUUGUGCGGAGAGUGGACUUCUGCCAGGAGUGAAUGCUAGCAGUUUGGCCGAACUAAGCUUUGGAGAUGAUGGUGAAUUUGAAGAUGAUGAGGAUAACAAUGAAAGUGGCCUAGCUGAUGAUGGAGACUCCCCAGUAGACUUGUCUUUUAAGACGGAUUCCGAUGAUUCCCCGAUACCAGCUGAAAAGUUAAAAUGCAAGUAUUGCAACUACCAAGCAAAAUGGAUGAGUGAUUUAAAACGGCACUACUCAGUUCACUCUAUAGAGAAACGCUUCAAGUGUAACUUUUGUAACAAGAAGUAUAAAUAUCUUGGCGAUCUUAAUGUACAUGUCAGGAAAGACCAUAAUAAAGAGCCAGGGGAAGUUAAAGUGGUUAAGGUUGCAACUAUGGCAAAGAGGAAAACAUCACCUGCUAUAUUUAAGUGUCCUUGCUGUAAUUAUACGUCAGCCUGGAAGUCUGAAGUUGAUCGGCAUUCUCGUUUGCAUACUGGGGAGAAAACAUUCCAGUGUGGAAAUUGUGACUACCAGACACAUUGGAGGGGCGAUAUAAGAAGACAUGUGUACAAGCGUCAUCCAGAAAUAAUGGUUGAAGGUGUUGCCAUUGAUGAUGUGAUCAUAAAAAAGAAAGCUAGAUCCCCAGUACUUUUACCUGGCAAUGUUGAGGAAAACUCUGUCUAUAAUCAGGAUAGACCUGAUGAUUCUAUGGACGGUAAUUUCCCUUCUGAUGGUCUGUCUGGAGAAGUGACACCAGUGAAAAUGAACGUAUCUCGGUCACAUGAAACAUCUCCAGAGGUGAACAUGAGUGAUUAUGUAACAAAGUCUGUAUCUGGCCAUUCACCAACACCAUCUCCAAUUAAAGAGCUAGGAGCAGGAAUGUAUAAAUGCCAAUACUGUGGCUUUAUUGCUAAUGCCCCAUCUAAAAUGAAUUCCCACAUUGCUACGCAUACCAAUUUGAAGCGUUACAUGUGUCCUCUUUGCGGACGAAGAGCGAACUGGAAGUGGGAUAUUGCCAAGCAUAUUAGACGUGAUCAUAAUGACCAGGUAACUCAGGUGAUAAAGCUUGGUAAACAAGAAGCAGAAGAGACGAUUCAAACUUAUAUUGAUUCCAAUCCUGUUGUUAGACGCGAUCAUCAUUUGAAUUUAACCCCUGAAAGGACCUUGGCAGCUGAGGUAACUGAGCAGUACUUUAAAUGUUCCUUGUGUGAUUUUUCAGCUGAGAAGAGAAUUUCUGUAGCUAGGCAUAUGAGAUACAUGCAUGUGAAUGUUGGUGAAAGUGGGAACAUUUUGAUGAUUCAGAGACCAAGUCCUAAGAAAUCUGAAAACCUUCCAGAUCUAGGUACGACAGGUCCAGUCUUUAAUGAAUAUAUGACUGCAGAUCAAGUUUCCCCACAGCAAGUUGCAACAUCCAAACCCAUUCCAGAUACGAAAAAAUCAUUGAACAUACCUGCUGCAGGCAGUACGUCUCCAUCCAAGUAUUCACAUCUUGUAGAGAAUUUUGGACCGCAAGAUGCAACCAAACCUUUUAUGUGCUCAGAAUGUGGUAAAAGGGGAGCUACUAAAGGUGAUGUCAAGAAACAUUACCACUAUGCUCAUUCAGACAAAGAAAUCCGAAUCAUUUAUCUUGGUGAUGGUUCUCAAAGUGUCUAUUCAGCAAAAUCAAAUAUCGGUCACGGUGUAUCUGAUAAACAGCCUGCAGUAGAGGCUGAAGCAACUCCAGUGCAGAAUAUGCUGCCCAAAGCAAUAGAUAUCCAUGUGCCCAAUGCAAGUGGAGGAAGAACAGCAUGUAAAACACCGAAAGUGGUUGGUUACAUUAAACCUUACGUUUGUGGCCUAUGUGGCCGAAGAUCCAACUGGAGGUGGGAUAUAAGUAAACAUAUAAGAGAAAGACAUCCAGGGCAAGAAGGUAGAGUUAUUGAACUUACAGAAGAGGAAGCUCGGUCUAGCAUUCAGGACUAUAUGAAUAACAAGCUACCAAAACUAAAUAGGGUUUCAAACUCUAUACCCAAGAAGAGAAAUAAAAAGUCUAUACAGAUACCUACCCAGGAUGACCAAGGGCUUGUGCAAAAAAGUGUGUCUGAAAUUGUACAAGCAAGAGAUGAACAAAAGCAGGCAGAAAAUGCAGAGAAUGCAACAGGUGAUGACAAGCUCCCUCCUGGCGGAAGUUACUCUUUUGCUGGAGCACCAGUAGUAGGACAAUUCAAGCAGUACAAAUGUUCUGGAUGUGCCUAUAGAUCUAACUACAGAAGUGAUAUACAGAGACAUAUUCCAAGACGUCACGGCCCUCAUGCCAAGGUUAUUCUUUUGGACAAGGAGACUGCUAGAGCAACUUUAGACUCGUAUACAUAUAAACGAUGUUAUGACUCGACUACUUCCCCUAGGAAAAACAGCACAGCAAGCCAUGCUGCACGGUCAACUCCUUCUGGUACACCUGCUGGGCCACUUCCGAAAGAAGCUUGGGCAGGACUGGAGAAGAAGAUCUGGAAAUGCAGUAUGUGUGCAUAUUCCAAUGAAGACAAAGUAGAUGUACUAAAGCAUGUUGGUAAACAUAAUCUAAAAGCUUACAAGUGUACUGAUUGUAAUUGGACAUCAAAUUUUAGAUCAGCAGUUCAGAGGCAUAUACAGAGUAAGCAUCCAAUGAAUGAUUCAGCUCAAUGUAGACUCAGCAUAAAGCUGAUAAAAGAAGGACCAGGUGUAGACCAGUCUGGAAACUCGAUUAUGCCUGAUGGUGUACCAGUAAAUGAGAACCAGUCCUCAAUGCCAUUACAUGGUCAAGUUUCGGCCAUUACUGGACUUCAGUCUAUGAACAACCCACAGUCCUUUAUGUCAACUGCAUUAUAUUAUUGCAAGGUAUGCAACUUUAAUUCGAAUUGGAGGUCAUGUGUUUGUAGACAUUUGUUAAAGGUUCAUAGAAGGAAAGACUAUGUUGCUCAAAUUGUAAAGAAGAUUGUGAGAACUAGUAUUAAGCCUCAGACAUCAUCUAUACCUUCUUCUUCACCAUCACCUUCAAUAUCGUCACCCUCAGCUUCACCCAGAAAGAAGAAUUUCCAUUGUAACGUAUGUCCCUACAAAACAUACAAAGGCAAAAUGCUGAAGUUUCACAUGACAUGCCACAAGCCACAGCCAGGUGUAAAACAAGUAAAAUGCAAGCAUUGUCCUUACUAUGUAAGUAGCAAUCGUCUGUUAAGCCAACAUCUUAAUCUUCACCUAAAAGAUUUUAAAGCAAACCCGGAGAUAAUGUUUUAUCCAACCACCCCAAUGAAAGCACCGUUGCCACCAUCAUCAAAAAGUCCACUGGCUCCAAAACGACACAGAUGUGAAAAAUGUCCAUACACUUCAAAUAGCAAGAAUGACUUUCUGUAUCAUAAACAAUUCCACAGGCCUAAGCCUACGGCUGAUUACAAGUGUGACUUCUGUGACUAUUGGGUCUCUCAUAGACGUCUCAUCAAGCAACACAUGAAAGUCCAUGAGGAAGAGGGAUACUACUCUGAUACCGUUGCCACGCCAUCAAAGUCUGAAUAUUCUGAGAACUCUCUAGUUUAUGACACAGUUGAAAUCGCUGCUAUAAAGCAAAGAAUAAUCUCUUCAAAGAUAACCCCCAGUAUUUCACAGAGUCCCCUCGUGUCUCCGAUGAAGAUUGCUGCUAGUUGUUCUGUUGGUGGUAGAAGAAGCUUCUUGCGAAAGGAUGGGACAUAUCGGAAGAUUCACCAAUGUAGACAUUGUCCUUACAUGAAUAUAAGAUUGAGAAAUAUGAAACUUCAUGAAAUGAUGCAUGGUAAGAGGUCAGCAACACAUCCUCUGAUGAAAUGUCCACAUUGUGACUAUUUUGUAGGCUCCAAAGGACUCUUGGCUCACCACAUGAAAGUUCACCAGCCAAAUUAUGGCGUGGAUUACAUAGGGCAAGAGAAAGAGAAGGAUCGCAGGGAUAGUCGCACAAGUGAAGAUUCGGAAAUGGAUUCUAGUAUUGCCAUGGAGAACAAAGUUGACACCCUCCUUGAAAUAACAAGAUUUAAGAAGUAUGGAUGCGAAAAAUGUCCAUAUGCGAGUUCUAAGAGGAGUAGGUUCCAGCGUCAUGUGGAAAUGCAUGGAAGCAAACAGAAAUGCAAGUGUGAUUUCUGUGAUUACAGUGUGCCCACAAUGAACCUUCUGAAUCAGCAUAUGAGACUCCACUUUGAACCGAACCAGAACCUACUGGCUGCUCAAUCCAUCCUUAACUUACAGUACCUACCUGAGAUGCCAGCAGACGUUGCUUUGGCGAGUAUGAUGACAAAUAAUGAUUCCAAAAACCCUGUCAGUAUCACACACGAUCAUAUUGACCUUUACGAGAACCAGCCUGAAGAUCUCGAACCAAAGAAACUGUAUCGUUGUGACAGGUGUCCUUAUGCAAAUAUACGGCGUGAUCAUUUGUUAGCUCAUUUAAGAUGCCACAUGGUAAAGAAUGAAUAUGCUUGCCCAUAUUGUGAUUAUAGUGUUGGAAAAACGCAUGUCUUAGUUCAGCAUGUAAAAGUUCAUUUCAGUCCGCUACCUGAAUUUUCAGAAUGGUUAGCAGAAAAUGGGGACAAAGAUCGAAUAAAGGAAGUAAAGAACAAAGAUAUGAAAGAAGCACUUGAAGUGGUUAAGAUGUUUCAGAAUGAAAAGAAAGCUGAAUCUAAGGCUACUGGAGCUGCAGAAAAUAGUGAGAAUGUAAAACUUAAUGGAACUUCGAAGGAAGCAAGUGGAAAUGCAUCAACUUCAGAGACUAUGGAGGUCGUUGGUGAAGUGUCAGGAGUUAAAGCAGAGAAUAAAGAAAAGAAUUUAGAUGAAAAGAAGAUAGAUAAAUCAAAUGAUGGUACAGAAUUGAUAGAGGUAAAAAGUCAAGAGGUAAAGUCAGAGAUAGAUGAGAAGCCUGGUACAUCUGAUGAAAAAAUGGAAACCGAAGUCGAGAAGACUAAAGCUAGUGAAGGCAAUGGUGAUGUUAAAGAGAAGUUAGAAACAGCUGAAGAUGUAUCAUAUGUUUGCCAGUAUUGUGACAGAGAUUUCCCAACUUCUGAUUAUCUAGUACGACAUGAGAUGCAGCAUCUUAUUGGCAACAGCUAUGAGGACUUGGUCUCUCAGCUUGUUAAAGCAGCAGAAAUACAACAAGCAGAGAACCAAUCUAUAAUAGAUAAAAAUGGUGAAACUGAUAACCAGACUAAUGGAAAAAUUGAACAGACUGGUACCCAGGAAGAUGAUGUAAAGCCGGGUACCAGUGGUAUAAAAUCCGGCAAGGGUUCAAAUCGGGGGAAAGGUAAACGCAGCAAUGAAGAAGUUCCCAUGGAAACUGAAUAAAUUGUAUAUAUGUACAUGUUAAUCAUUUUGGAAUGUGAUUUUAUGGACAAAAUUCCUUUGUAUAAGGAACUUUAUACUUUUGAUUUGGGUUGUUACCAUUUGAUCAUUGGAUGAUUGGCUAAGUAUUGUUUGUAUAGAUUGAAAAGAUCAGGUUAAAGAUCAUCUCUUUAGAUACUAGAAUUUGUUAAAGUUUGAUUUAAACCCCUAUUAUCAUGCUAAAUAUCUUAAAUGUGCUUGUCCAAUGGGACAAAACCAUUCAUCAUAUUUUUAGGAAAAUUUCAAAAUAUGAAAUGACACAGUGCAGACCAUGACAGGAUGUGCUGGCUGAUCAUGGUCUGCACUGGUAGCAUAGGGUAUAUUUGUAUUUAAUUGCUGCCAACAAGCAAAAGGUUUGAAAUUGUAUUUGUAUCCAAACGUUCUGUUGAAUCAUUGUUAAUUGUAAGACUAAUUGUCAUGCCUGUUUGUUACAAUCAUUCGCAAAAUGAAAUUUUGUGUAAAAAUAGAAAAUCAAUAUUUAUUCUAUUCCAGUGGAACUAAAAGAACAAAAAGAAUAGUUAACAGUGCUAGUGUUUAUAUUAUAAUUUAUUAGACACUUUACUGUCUAUCGGGAAUUAUGUAGAUUUAGUGAUAUUUUGUCCAAAUGUUGUACAUAGGUUAUUUUGUAAAUGGUAUAACUUGAUAAAAGUUGAUCAAAAUACAGAAUAUUUCUGUGGUUAGAAAUUUGUAUAAUGAAGAGUGUGUGUUUUCCUUUUUGCUGCCAUCUGUUUAAUUGCAUAUGGGCUUCUUCCUGUACAUGUAUAUGCAAGGAAAGUUUCUAAAAAUUACAGGAAUUCUUACUC
This is a messenger RNA of Ruditapes philippinarum (Manila clam), 8237 nucleotides long. RefSeq lists its product as uncharacterized. The record is from RefSeq and is a predicted model, not a curated record. Lineage: Eukaryota; Metazoa; Mollusca; Bivalvia; Venerida; Veneridae. Gene Ontology annotation, molecular function: chromatin insulator sequence binding. Gene Ontology annotation, biological process: regulation of transcription by RNA polymerase II. Gene Ontology annotation, cellular component: chromosome.